AAACAAAUUUUAUCCCGUUGAAACACCCUUAUAGAGAUACGUCUCAAUCCAGAGUCGGCCACGGUUUUCGGCUGCAGUGACGAAGAAUGAUCGAGGAUUGUUCCCAUCUGUGUUUCAAAGUACAACAACUGAGUCUUAAGAUCAGCUUUUUCCAGGCACUUUGUCAAGUCUGGCUCACUUCGAAGGCUUCUCAUUGUAAGGCGACCGUCUUUCAUUCACUCAACAUCUUGCUACUUGAGUAGAAAAAUAAAGCACGCCGUUUAUCCUUGUGUUUCUUUCAUGAAACACAGUACCCUCAUUUCAGUUCCGUCAACCGAGGCACUGUCGGUUACAUACAUAUCUAUGCUCUUCCGUUCGCGAAUACUCUUCUAUCGGAAGCUGUAUGCAUAUUUGUACGUUCAUGUCUGUGCCUUGUGGCGCAUCACUUUGCAACCACUCCAAAGCACGUACAUAAGUGCGUACAUCUUUAUCAUUUGUGAGUUUUUCUGUGUAUAGAUCCCAUGUAGGAACAGGAGCGAGAAGUUGAAUACGUCCGAUGUCUACUGUGUGUCGGAAACAGGGAGCUUUGGUGGCAGAGAAAUGCACAUGAGCGUCAUUUAAACGAUGGCAUCUUCGGCUUGUCGCGUUCGCCUUGUCACGUGUGGUCUAAUACGAACCAGCAUAUCCUGCGAAGCCGGAGAGGCGCUGACAAAACGCGCCCCUCUCUUCUAUUGUGUUCCACCAACAAAAGCGUCUUUUCGAACCCUGUCUCCUCCUUCGUCAACGGUUCUGUCUUCUUCAUCCCUGUCACCGUCGUAUCCUUUGUAUCCUGUAUCUUGUGCCUCUUUGUUUAUUUCUGCUGGUCCUUCGCUCCUCAGCACAGUGGGGAUGUGUCCGAAGGCGUGGUCGGAAGCUUUAAUUUCGAGAAGCAUGCAAAACGUCAGAUAUGCGUCUUCUUUGCCUCAGUUUCGCGGCAUUUUCCCGGCUAAAAGUGUAACCGAAGUCUACUUCGCGAGGCCGGAAGAAGGUUUGCCUCUUCUUCGCUGUCUAAGCAUGUCUGGUGCCCUCCUUGAGGGCCCUUCGUCUCUGCCGUUUCCUCUCGACCUAGGCGUCCGCAUGCUAAGGGUGAUGAUUCAAAGUCAGGUUUACGAUUCCACGUUCUACGACAUCCAAAGACAGGGGAGAAUUUCCUUUUACAUGACCUCCUUCGGUGAGGAGGCUUCUCUCGUUGGGAGCGCCGCUGCGCUACACAAAGACGACCUUCUUCUUCUCCAAUACCGCGAACUGUCGGCUCUCAUGUGGAGAGGCUUGACACUCGAUGAUAUUCUGGCACAGCUCUUUGCCACCAAAAAUGAUCCUGGGAAAGGCAGACAAAUGCCCGUACACUACGGAGCGACGAACGUAAAUAUGAUGCCCAUCUGCUCCCCGCUGGCGGUUAAGAUUCCUCAGGGUGCAGGGGUUGGCUACGCGUAUACGCUUCAAAAGAAGAACGCUGUGGCGGUUGUCUAUUUUGGUGAAGGUGCUGCGAGCGAAGGCGACGCCUCCGUCGGGUUCAACUUCGCUGCAACGUUGGGGUCUCAGACUCUCUUUCUUUGCCGAAACAACGGCUACGCAAUCAGCACACCAGUGGGAGAACAGUACAAGGGAGAUGGAGUUGGAGCUCGGGCGGUCGCCUACGGUAUUGACACCGUUCGCGUAGACGGAACUGACCUUGUAGCCGUGUAUGCGGCGGUAAAGGCAGCGCGAGAGCUCGUUGUGGCACAGCGCAAACCUGCUUUCGUUGAAAUGAUGACCUACAGGAUAGGUCACCAUUCUACAAGCGAUGAAAGUGGUGCCUACCGCUCUGCGGAAGAAGUGGAGCAAUGGCAAGCCUCGGCUGCUCACCCUAUUCGUCGGUUCGCAACUUUUCUCACUAAUCAGGGCAGGUGGAGCGCUGAAGAGGAAAGCGCACUUGUGGUGGAGACGCGGAAGGAGGUCCUGGCGAAAAUUCGGGUCCACGAGAAAAUGAAACAUCCGCCUGUGCUCUCGGGCAUUUUUUCCGACGUCUAUAGCACGGUGCCUCAGUUCCUACGGGAGCAGCGGGAGAUGCUAAAAGCAUUUUUAUCUCGGCCUGGAAGGGCAGUGCAGUACAAUUUAGAGGGCUUCGAGAGAGACAGUGAUGACAGCUGCAAAUAGAGCGCGCGAAUUGAAGGCGAAAAACCAAAACACUGUUGUCGAAUUUUUUGUACACAAAGAGGGGGGAAUAAAGUGGGGCCUCAAACGAGGAACAACAGCAAAGGGAUGCAGGGUGCAGUAUCUUGUUGUUUUUCCUUUUGUUCGGCGUGGAAUAACUGAAGUCGAGUUUUUUAGGGUAGAGGGAAAACGUGCAUAUCAGACUAGCUUUUUCUAGUUUGUCUCUGCCCCCCAGUAGCGCCUCUUAUCUCCGUAUGUCUAGCGUAUUUAUCGAGCAACGUCACUGUAGCUAUAUACUUGGCUAUACAUACCUGUUUUUGAUGAUUGCGCUGCAGCUGUACAUAAUAUAUAUAUAUAUAUAUUCUUGCCUGUCCCAUUGCGUAGAUUUGGAAGGUCCAUGCAUUCGAGAAGGUGUCAUGUGUACAUUCUUGUGUCGAUUUGGCCAUCAACAUAUUCAUUCAUAUAUUAUUUAAGACUACAGGCAUGCUCCCACCCCACAUGCAUUUAAUUUUGAAUCAAUAUUUAUCUGUCCGACUGCCUAUCCACUUUUAAUCACGUGUGGGCUUCCGCGGCUUGGCCUGCCUAAGGAUUUACGUAAUGGAUACCACAGGGUAUGUGUUCCUCAAACGAGCGAACACCAACGAGACCGUUUAUCGUUUUUCUGAGUGUCCAUGGUGUCUAUACAAGGAACAGGACACCUACAACGGUGGUACUCUUAUAAGAUCAAGGAAUUCAAACAGGCAGGAGCCACCCCCUGCCUCAGCAGCCAGUUGAAGUCUCAGAGCGUGUCUUUACAUUUGCGAGUCGAAGGAUUAUGGUGACACUCCAUAAAUGCUGACGUGGGGAUAAACGGUUUCAUACAAGUGACGUUUCAUCGGGCAACCUCUUCAUACGCACUAUCGCUCUCGAGGCCCCAUCGAUCUCGCGUGGCGUCGCUACUUGCGACGGGCUGUGCAAGAACAAAUGCUCUCCGGCAUCCAUUUAACAAGAUCUCUCGAGCA
Molecule: messenger RNA, 3152 nt
Organism: Toxoplasma gondii ME49
Lineage: Eukaryota; Apicomplexa; Conoidasida; Eucoccidiorida; Sarcocystidae
Product: 2-oxoisovalerate dehydrogenase subunit alpha, putative
Exons: 7
Coding region: 604-2154 (516 amino acids)
Biological process (GO): branched-chain amino acid catabolic process
Molecular function (GO): oxidoreductase activity, acting on the aldehyde or oxo group of donors, disulfide as acceptor
Source: RefSeq, a predicted model, not a curated record